Messenger RNA from Thecamonas trahens ATCC 50062, 1221 nucleotides. RefSeq lists its product as uncharacterized. The coding region runs from base 1 to 1221 and encodes 406 amino acids. NCBI's taxonomy places the organism in Eukaryota, Apusomonadida, Apusomonadidae. The transcript has a single exon. The record is from RefSeq and is a predicted model, not a curated record.
AUGGGCGAAGUCGACCGCGAGAACGAUCUGAGACCGUCGCCGCCGCCACCGGAGCCCGAGCCGGAACCGACGCAUCCAGUUGUGGCGGCGGUGCUCGAGCGCGCUGCCCAACGACCAGAGCUUGGCUCGGCUGAUCCCGCGACGGAGACCGCAGAUGAGCAGGAGGUCAGCCCGCGAUUGCCGUCGGCCGAGAUUGCACGUCUGCGAGUGGCGCUUGCGGCGCGUGACCGCAAGAUCGCAACUCUCACAGCAGCAGCGGAUACCGCCCGAGCAGACGCUGCAGCGGUCCGCGCCAAGCUGGCCGCCGGACACAAGCGCGAUCUGGCUCUUGCCGAAGCACGCAACGCGCUGGCCGAGCGUGAUGCCCGCAUCGCCGAUCUCGAGGGUGCGCUGGAGGAUGCCGUUCAGGCGUCGCUGGCGCCGCGACCAGACGCUGCUGAGCUCGCCGCAGCCGUCGGAGAUGCCGUACAGGCGUCGGUGGAGAGUGCACCACCUGCAGCCGACGAGGCGCUGCUAGCCAACCGAGUCGUGGUCCUGCGCCGCCAGCUGGAGGUGGCACACGCCGCGCUGCGGCUGGAGCGGCAAGCGCGGGCGCGCGGGCAUGCUGUGCUGUCCCAGGCGCUGCGCGAGGCCGUUGAUGCCUCGCGCCGGGAGCAGCGGACCAAGACCCACUCUGCACUGCAGUGGGACGCGUGGAUCGAAUUGUACGACGAGACUGGCAGCGGCCGCGCACUCUCGGCGCCUCCGCAGCCUCCGCCGCCCAAGUCGCAGCUCGCCGAGCUGGAGCACCGCACUGAGCGGCUCCAGAAGCUGGUGGCCAAGCGCGACAAGACCAUUCAGCGGCUACGUGCCCGCCUCGACGCUGAUGCUCCGACCGUGCUCCGCAAGCGGGUUGCUGCGCUUGAGCGCCAGCUCCGCGCUGCUGCCGCGCGCUUCCAGGCCCACGAUGCUGCUGCCGAUAAGGCCCGCGCCGCCGCCGCGCGCAAGGACGCCUACAUCGCCACCCUCGAGCGCAAGCUCAUGGCACUGUACUCUGCCACAAAACGAGCAAUGUCAGGCUCAGCCGAGGCCGACCUCCCUUCGCCGCCAUCGGCCGCAGACAUCACCUCGGACUCGCUCUAUGUCUCGAUGGACACACCCCGGCAUGUCUCCAGCCCGGAGCCUCUGACUGAUUCUGGCCUCCCCGACCACCCCGCGCCGCGCGCCCUCUGGAAACUGUAG